This is a messenger RNA of Ectocarpus sp. CCAP 1310/34, 343 nucleotides long. The record is from the annotation of a GenBank genome assembly. NCBI's taxonomy places the organism in Eukaryota, Phaeophyceae, Ectocarpales, Ectocarpaceae.
GGAGGGGGGGGUAGCGACAGAGCUGGUGCUGAUGACGGAGGCGGGUUUGUUGUGAUGAUUGGAGAGCACGGAGGGAAGGCGUCCAGGAGCUUCACUCCCAUCGCCGACCUCGGUAUCGACACCGGCGGGGGAUCGGGGAGAGGCACGCUGGACCAGCUGCGACGGAGCUACACGGCGAAGGAUGCAUCGUCCUCCUCCACCGCCUCGAAGCCGGGGUCGAGACCCACCGUGAAGGUGGGAAAGCGACUACGCGACGAGAUCGCUCCCAAGCAGAAGCGCUUUGACGAUCCCAGUGCGACAGCGGCGACAGCAGCACCUUCAUCCAAGGGUUUUGGUGGCGAUG